AUACCUCUCGUUCACCGCCUGGAGAUCAUGAUGCAUGCCACCGGCUGAAAUCUUUCGCGCGACCCAGAACCGGGUCAGUGCCGCAAUCCGUGGGCCUUUAAAGUGUCGCAAUCGAUACCAGCCCCUGAAAACCCGCACUGUAUGCCAUGCCGCCAGAGCCACAAACGUCGCAAGGAUCCAGUGACUGGCCAGGAAGCCUAGCGAUAUCCGUAAGUUGCUCAUCGAAGGCCAGAUACUCGUCCCCGACAAACUUGAUAGUCUGGGAUGAAAGGUGGAAGAAAAGAGGAAUGUCGUCCUUCGGUUACAGCGAAGCCUAUCCGUCUCUGAGAAAGCUAAGGAUCGGGGCAUCUUUCCAGAUUAAUAGCAGUGCCCGAGACAUCCCAGAGACUCCAAGGGGCGUGGGGUUUAGUGCCGUGUCUCCGCUGUAAAAUUCCUGGCUGAACGGUGCUAAACAGCCUGAGGUCCAUUAAUGAUCAAGUUAGCUGGGUAUGCAGCCAAUCGAGUCGCCAACAGGUUUGUUGACUAGCGGGACUAUCCUAGCGAGGAUGUCCUUGACGAAUUACUCAAGAGGGAUGAACCCCGAUGAACUCUAAAAGCAACAUCACAGAUUGACAGGGCCACAAGCGUGCAUCGUCGAUGCAACCCUGGCCUCCCACGUUUUUAAAAUGUGACCCACGAUCGCACAUUUCCAACAUCCUCUGGAAAUCCACCUGACGACAUCGCAAGGGCACGUUUUACUGCCACGCAACACAUCGAGAAUCCCAUCACACGAUGACCGACCCACUACAGACGGAGGUUGCAGAUGACUUUAAUGAUGGUGAUUCGGCAUUGGGAGAUGACGAAGAGGAUUUGAGUUCUACUACAUCCAUCGGUUCAAGUAUCCUAAGAUAUCGACAAGAGAACGGGCGGACAUAUCAUGCGUAUAAAGAUGGGAAAUAUCUUCUUCCCAAUGACGAGGGAGAGAACGACCGUUUAGAUCUUCAACAUCACAUGUAUUACUUGACGCUCGGUGGUAAACUAUACAUCGCUCCCAUACCAGAAGACCAAAAGAUCCACCGGGUGUUAGAUCUCGGGACGGGGACAGGAAUUUGGGCGAUUGACUUUGCCGACGAACACCCAGAAACACAAGUUCUAGGUGUUGACUUGAGUCCUAUCCAACCAACAUUCGUACCACCAAACUGUCAAUUCGAAAUCGACGAUAUCGAAGAACCAUGGGAGUACAGAUACAAAUUCGACUUCAUCAACAUGCGCAUGAUGGUAGGCUGCGUGUCCGACUGGCCCCGUUGCUUCAAACAAUGCUUCGAUAAUCUCAUCCCCGGCGGCUGGCUCGAAGUAAAAGACAUUAAAUUCCCCAUCGAAGACAACGACAACUCCUUCCCCGAAGACUGCGCCGUCAAGAAAUGGUCCGACCUCAUCCUAGAAGGAACAGUAAAACUAGGCAGACCAUGUGAUAGUGCGAAGGAUUAUAAAGCGCAACUUAUUGAGGCGGGUUUUGAAGAUGUGGUGGAGGUGAGGUAUAAGUGGCCGCAGAAUAGGUGGCCGAAGGAUAGGAAGUUGAAGGAGUUGGGAAUGUGGAUGCAUGAAAACUUCAGUACCGGACUAGCGGGGUUGAGCAUGGCUGUAUUCACGAGGGGAUUGGGCUGGUCCCAAGAAGAGCUGGAGGUCUUCCUGGCGGAUGUGAGGAAAAGUAUGAAAGAUACGAGUGUUCAGGGAUACUAUCCCAUUUAUGCGGUGUAUGGUAGGAAACCUCUGUGAUAUCGGGCCGGCGAGGUGAGAGGAAAUUGUUUGAGUAGUUUGAGGUUGAGAGCGGAUUUGUACAUUCACCCACGUAUAUAUACAUACGCACACAUACAUGCAUACAUACAUAUAUACACUCACUCCCGU
This is a messenger RNA of Cadophora gregata, 1884 nucleotides long. RefSeq lists its product as uncharacterized. Lineage: Eukaryota; Fungi; Ascomycota; Leotiomycetes; Helotiales; Ploettnerulaceae. The transcript is spliced from 12 exons. The record is from RefSeq and is a predicted model, not a curated record. Bases 772 to 1755 code for a protein of 327 amino acids. Gene Ontology annotation, molecular function: methyltransferase activity.